CCGGGACGCUUCGUUGGCCCCGCAGAGCCGGCGGAGCAGUUAUCUGUGGCCACAAGGAAAGUUAUUUGUCUCUGUCUUGGCAAGGCUGGGAGGAAAGUUUUAGCAAAGAACCUCAGCCCAUUGGAGACCAUGGAUAAGUACGAUGUGAUUAAGGCCAUCGGGCAAGGUGCCUUCGGGAAAGCAUACUUAGCUAAAGGGAAAUCAGACAGCAAGCACUGCGUCAUAAAAGAGAUCAAUUUUGAAAAGAUGCCCAUACAAGAAAAAGAAGCUUCCAAGAAAGAAGUCAUUCUUCUGGAAAAGAUGAAACAUCCCAACAUUGUAGCCUUCUUCAAUUCAUUUCAAGAGAAUGGCAGGCUGUUUAUUGUAAUGGAAUAUUGUGAUGGAGGGGAUCUCAUGAAAAGGAUCAAUAGACAACGGGGUGUGUUAUUUAGUGAAGAUCAGAUCCUUGGUUGGUUUGUACAGAUUUCUCUAGGACUAAAACAUAUUCAUGACAGGAAGAUAUUACACAGGGACAUAAAAGCUCAGAACAUUUUUCUUAGCAAGAAUGGAAUGGUGGCAAAGCUUGGGGACUUUGGUAUAGCAAGAGUCCUGAAUAAUUCCAUGGAACUUGCUCGAACUUGUAUUGGAACACCUUACUACCUGUCCCCAGAGAUCUGUCAGAAUAAACCCUACAACAAUAAAACGGAUAUUUGGUCUCUUGGCUGUGUCUUAUAUGAGCUCUGCACACUCAAACAUCCUUUUGAGGGUAACAACUUACAGCAGUUGGUUCUGAAGAUUUGUCAAGCACAUUUUGCCCCAGUAUCUCCAAGGUUUUCUCGUGAGCUACAUUCCUUGAUAUCUCAGCUCUUUCAAGUAUCUCCUCGAGACCGACCAUCCAUAAAUUCCAUUUUGAAAAGGCCCUUUUUAGAGAAUCUUAUUCCCAAAUAUUUGACCCCUGAGGUCAUUCAGGAAGAAUUCAAUCACAUGCUUAUAUGCAGAGCAGGAGCGCCAGCUUCUCGACAUGCUGGGAAGGUGGUCCAGAAGUGUAAAAUACAAAAAGUGAGAUUCCAGGGAAAGUGCCCACCAAGAUCAAGGAUAUCUGUGCCAAUUAAAAGGAAUGCUAUAUUGCAUAGAAAUGAAUGGAGACCACCAGCUGGAGCCCAGAAGGCCAGAUCUAUAAAAAUGAUAGAAAGACCCAAACUUGCUGCUGUCUGUGGACAUUAUGAUUAUUAUUAUGCUCAACUUGAUAUGCUGAGGAGGAGAGCCCACAAACCAAGUUAUCACACUAUUCCUCAAGAAAAUACUGGAGUUGAGGAUUACGGUCAGGAAAUGGGGCAUGGUCCAUCCCCAAGUCAAUGGCCAGCUGAGUACCUUCAGAGAAAAUUUGAAGCUCAACAAUAUAAGUUGAAAGUGGAGAAGCAAUUGGGUCUUCGUCCAUCUUCUGCCGAGCCAAAUUACAACCAGAGACAAGAGCUAAGAAGUAAUGGAGAAGAGCCUAGAUUCCAGGACCUGCCAUUUAGGAAAAACGAAAUGAAGGAACAGGAAUAUUGGAAACAGUUAGAGGAAAUACGCCAACAGUACCACAACGACAUGAAAGAAAUUAGAAAGAAGAUGGGGAGAGAACCAGAGGAGAACUCAAAAAUAAGUCAUAAAACCUAUUUGGUGAAGAAGAGUAACCUGCCUGUCCAUCAAGAUGCAUCUGAGGGAGAAGCACCUGUGCAGGACAUUGAAAAAGACUUGAAACAAAUGAGGCUUCAGAACACAAAGGAAAGUAAAAAUCCAGAACAGAAAUGUAAAGCUAAGAAGGGGGUAAAGUUUGAAAUUAAUUUAGAUGAAUGUAUUUCUGAUGAAAACAUCCUCCAAGAGGAAGAGGCAAUGGAUAUACUAAAUGAAACUUUGACCUUUGAGGAUGGCUUGAAGUUUAAGGAAUAUAAAUGUGUAAAGGAGCAUGGAGAUUAUACAGACAAAGCAUUUGAAAAACUUCACUGCCCAGAAGCAGGGUUUUCCACGCAGACUGUAGCUGCUGUGGGAAACAGGAGGCGGUGGGAUGGAGGAGCGCCUCAGACUCUGCUGCAGAUGAUGGCAGCAGCUGACAUCACCUCCACCUGCCCCACGGGGCCUGACGAUGGCCAAGUUAUUGUGAUUGAAGGCAUUCCAGAAAACAGGAAACAGUGGCGGCAUGAAGCUCCAGGAACUUUAAUGAGUGUUUUGGCAGCAGCACAUCUAACGAGUAGCUCAUUUUCUGCCGAUGAAGGAGAAUUUGCAAUGGGAACAUUAAAACAAUGGCUACCCAAAGAAGAUGAUGAAGGGAAGGUAGAAAUGGUCUCUGGCAUUGAAGUAGAUGAGGAACAACUAGAACCAAGAUCUGAUGAUGAUGAUACAAAGUUUGAAGAAUCUGAAGAUGAGUUGAGAGAUGACGUAGUACAAUCCUUAGAAAAACUUGCUACUUUCAAAGGGGAAGAAAAAACAGAAGAGGCCUCCAGUGCCUGUAAGGACUCUAGAAAGUCAAGAGAAAGAGAGGGGAUAAGUAUGCAGAAAUCUGAAGAAUUAAGUGAAGGCUUGGAGAAUAUUUCUACUACAUCUAAUGACCACAUUUGUAUUACUGAUAAAGACCAAGGAACAUCAACAAUCAGUCAAAAGAUACAAGUGUGAUUAUUGUACUUAAGUAACAAGUUAGUGUCUAUUACCUAUAGUAUUUAUUGGGGUACAAGACAUAAAUGCUCAUUUACUGUAAGGGUUUUCUAGUCAUCUCAAGGAUUUAUUAAUUUGUCUUUCAAUUUAGGAAGUAGAACUAACUUUUGCAUAUAGACAUUAAUAUUUUUACUUUAAAGUUUCUAUUAAGAAAUCUUAGGCAGGGCAGUCUGAUCACUUUGGGAGGCCAAGGCAGGCAGAUCAUGAGGUCAGGAGUUUGAGACCAGCCUAACCAACAUGGUGAAACCCCAUCUCUACUAAAAAUACAAAAUUAGCUGGGCAUGGUGGUGCAUGCCUGUAAUCCCAGUUACUUGGGAGGCUGAGGCAGGAGAAUCACCUGAACCCAGGAGAAUGGAAGUUGCAAGUGAGCCGAGAUUGUGCCAUUGCACUCCAGCCUGGGCAACAAGAGCAAAACUCGUCUCAAAAAAAAAAACAAAAACUUUCAGCUAAUAUAUGUGGUAGGCAGAGUAAUGUGGCUCAACGCCCCCUCCAAAACAUGUCCCAUCCUAAUCCCCAGUUUGUGAAUAUGGCAAAGGAGAAUUAAGGUUGCAGGUGAAAUUGUUUGCUCAUCAGCUGACCUUAAAAUAGGGAGGUUAUCUUGGUUUAUCCACGUGGGUGCAGUGUAAUCACAAGGGUCCUUACAAGUGGAAGAGGAAGACAAAAGAGAAAACCAGAGAGAUCGCAGCAUGAAAAGGACUCAGCUUGAUGUUGCUGGCUUUGAAGAUGUUGGACAAGCCACAAACUAGGAGUUCAGACAGCCUCUGGAAUCUGGAAAAGGCAAAGAAAUGGAUUCUUCCCUGGAGCCUCCAGAAGGAACACAGCCCUGCCAACAACUUAAUUUUAGCCUAGUGAGUUCAAUUUCAUACUUCUGACCUGCAGAACUGUUAAGAUAAUAAAUUUGUGUUAACUAAGUUUGUGAUAAUUUGUUAGGACAGCAAUAGAAAACAAAUACAAUAUACAGGUUCAUUCAUUUAACAUAAUCUGCCAUUUUACAAAACUGAUUUUGAAGUCUCUUGUAUUGAAUACACUUUUUUGAAGCUGAUGUUGACACAGGAAUAAGGCAAUUGAGCAAGAAGAACAAGGCAUGGUGUGUUAAUUAUGCACUAAAUGACCAUGACCAUUUUGUCUGAUAGUUUCAAGUGUAUAGGCUGAGGGCAGGGACUAUAUCUGGUCUUUAUAUCUUACAAUGAUCUUCUCAUAUAUAGUUAUUAGCACAGUACCAGAAAUGUUUCCUGAAUUAGUAAAUGCUAAAACAUUUCCUCA
Molecule: messenger RNA, 3933 nt
Organism: Nomascus leucogenys (northern white-cheeked gibbon)
Lineage: Eukaryota; Metazoa; Chordata; Mammalia; Primates; Hylobatidae
Gene: NEK5
Product: NIMA related kinase 5
Biological process (GO): protein phosphorylation
Molecular function (GO): ATP binding; protein kinase activity
Source: RefSeq, a predicted model, not a curated record